AUGGAUUUCGAACCGAUCGUGGAAGGUGGAACGCUGCACAAUAGCGAAAAUGAUAAAGCAUCGGGCGUCAUUAAUGAAGACGCUGCGGGUCGCGAUGUGGAACAAGUGCUAACUAUAGACAGUGGAAUGAGUGAGACCUGCAUAAAUAAAGACAGCUGUCCCGAAACAGUCCCUUCGCUUUAUAAGGAACAAGUGCAAAAUAUAAUGGCGACCCUCAUCAAAGCGUGUGGCAGAGAACGGUCCUUUAUAGAUAAGACGCGAAUACUUUUUAUAAUACUUUAUUCAGAGCUCGGAGAUUUGUUCAGUGACAGAGUAAUCGGUGGUGUCAGAGCUAACUGUAAACGUGGCCUCAGUGGGGGGCGAUGGGCGGAGCGACCGGGCGGGGCGCAGGGUGCUGAGGUGCCGUCCUCGCCCACUGGAGCCUUCAGUCGUGUCCACAUCACCGUACAAGACGCGCGCACCAACUCUCCAAAGAACCUCCAGAGAGGCCCAUAA
This is a messenger RNA of Danaus chrysippus (African queen), 495 nucleotides long. The record is from the annotation of a GenBank genome assembly. NCBI's taxonomy places the organism in Eukaryota, Metazoa, Arthropoda, Insecta, Lepidoptera, Nymphalidae.